UGCUCGCACAGAGACACACACGACACACAAGAUUUGUCUGGUCUACUGCAUCUGAUGGAGCAGCAGCCAGUGACUUCAUUCUUUUUCCACCCUUUUCUCUUCUCUUCUCUUCCCAUACUAUUCAUAGCAUUUCUCAUCAAGAAAUGGCUCCUCAAUACUUCUACUAUCAACAAACGCCUACCACCUUCACCACCAAAGCUCCCAAUUAUAGGGAAUUUCCACCAACUGGGCUCGCUCCCUCACCAUCCACUCCAAUCUUUAGCUCAACGAUAUGGCCCUCUCAUGCUGCUUCAUUUGGGCAGCACGCCCACACUUGUGGCUUCGUCCGCAGAGGCUGCUCGAGAGAUAAUGAAAACACAUGAUAUUAUCUUUUCAAACAGGCCGAAAAAUAUUAUAGCUAAACGGCUUCUCUACGAUUACAAGGAUGUAUCCAUGUCACCUUAUGGCGAAUUCUGGAGGCAGAUGAAAAGCAUUUUUGUGCUCCAACUUCUGAGUAACAGAAAAGUUCAGUCUUUUCACUUUGUCAGAGAAGAAGAAACAUCCCUCCUGAUGAAGAAGAUUGAAGAGUCAUCCUCUUCAUCCUCGGCGUUGAAUUUAAGCGAAAUGUUCUCGUUGCUAACGAAUGAUGUGGUGUGCAGGACUGCUUUUGGGAGGAAGUACAGUGGAGGGGAAAGUGGGAAGAAGUUUUUGCGGCUCUUGACGGAUUUCUUGGUGGUGUUGGGCAUUUUUGACAUUGGGAACUUCAUUCCAUGGCUUGCAUGGAUCAAUCAUGUCAAUGGUUUAUAUGCUAAAGUGGACAGAGUUGGAAAAGAGAUGGAUGAAUUCCUGGAGCAAGUAGUUGAAGAGCGUACGAAUGUCCUGAAAACAAAGAGUAAUGGCGACGAGAGAGUUGAAGGCGAAGAAGGCAGGGAGGAUUUCCUUGACAUUUUGCUUAGGAUCCACAAAGAAAAUAGUGCUGUUGAUAGAGAUUGCGUCAAAGCUCUCAUCUUGGACGCCUUCUCUGCUGGAACUGACACGACCUCCACGGUCCUAGAAUGGGCAAUGACAGAGCUAUUAAGACACCCCAGAGUGAUGAAUAAAGUAAAAAAUGAAGUGAGAGAGAUUCUUAAAGGCAAACCACAUAUAACAGCUGAUGAUCUGGAGGAAAUGCACUACCUUAAAGCAGUGAUCAAAGAAACUGUUCGUUUGCAUCCUCCUAUCCCAUUACUCGUUCCACAUGAGGCGAGCGAAGAUGUCAGAGUAAUGGGCUAUGACAUUGCAGCCGGAACAAUGGUUCUGAUCAAUGCUUGGGCAAUUGGAAGAGACCCCAUGACAUGGGUUGAACCCGAAGAGUUUCAGCCUGAAAGGUUCUUGAAUUCUUCUAUAGAUUUCAGGGGGCAUGACUUUGAAUUGAUUCCAUUUGGAGCUGGCAGGAGGGGUUGCCCAGGGACCUCUUUCGCAAUUGCCACCAAUGAGUUUGUGUUGGCAAAUCUCGUGCACAAGUUCAACUGGGCAUUGCCUGGUGGAGCCAUGGGAGAACAUCUGGACAUGACUGAAUGCCCUGGUGUUACAAUCCGCAGAAAAAUGCCACUCCUUGCUGUUGCAACUCCAUGUUCUUGCUAGUGUAAUCUGUGACAUUGGCAUGUUUGUUGCUUGUUUCCUGUUUCUGAGAGUGGAACAUAUAUGUUUUUUUUCCUAAUUGAUACUCACACACAGACACAUGCUUCCACUGAUGCUUGAACCCUGACUUUCCUUUGUGAAGUAAGAGCUUGAUACCGCCUGUCGGUGAGUGGAAUGUAUUUAGAAAGUCUGUGUAAAUAUAGACUAAUUAUUAUUAGCUUAAA
Cornus florida is the source of this 1823-nucleotide messenger RNA. Its product is annotated as cytochrome P450 736A117-like. Gene Ontology annotation, molecular function: heme binding; oxidoreductase activity, acting on paired donors, with incorporation or reduction of molecular oxygen; monooxygenase activity. Lineage: Eukaryota; Viridiplantae; Streptophyta; Magnoliopsida; Cornales; Cornaceae. The record is from RefSeq and is a predicted model, not a curated record. Bases 55 to 1602 code for a protein of 515 amino acids. The transcript is spliced from 2 exons.